Messenger RNA from Mollisia scopiformis, 780 nucleotides. RefSeq lists its product as uncharacterized. NCBI's taxonomy places the organism in Eukaryota, Fungi, Ascomycota, Leotiomycetes, Helotiales, Mollisiaceae. The transcript is spliced from 2 exons. The record is from RefSeq and is a predicted model, not a curated record. The coding region runs from base 277 to 708 and encodes 143 amino acids.
CACAGCACGCCAUCUCGCUCGAUUAGGAUUCGUCCGUCUCACUUCUGACGGAAAAAGCAAAGCAAACCGAGAGGUCAGAUAUGCGGCGGCUGCUAGAGAUGUUUGAGGUUUGUUUGCUACCUUGCUACCUUCCUUUCUUGCUUCCCUUGCGAGGCUGAGCAUUUUUUUUGGCGUUUGAGACUGGGGUUCGUUCGGUCUGCAGAGCUUCGGACAUCAUCUAUGCUUUGUACUGUGCGAGAAGAGACUUGGACGAAGAGAGAAGGAGAGAAAAAGAAAAUGGAUGAGCUAAUCCACGUCCUGCAGCCUCAUCCCGAGGAUAGACUACACCUCCGUCUGCACCGCGCCCGCAGCGUAAUCCUCACUGCUCAAGAACUCGUCGAAAUCCGCGCAGCCCAACGCACCUUCGAAGGGGCCUAUAUCCGCACCGCGCUGGGCCAAUUCUCCUUCGCGCUCGUGGUCCUCAAGAUCUUCACCGCGGAGUUCUACUCGAUCGGCGCCCUGUUCGCGACGUACGGCGUGGGCAUCUUCUUGGUGAGUCUGUAUAGACGGUAUGAGGGCAAUCGGCAGUUUUUUAGUGAGAUGGGCGAGGAUGGGUUGGGGAGGAAGAGGUUUAGGACGAGUGGGAAUGCGGUGGUGGUGCUGACGGCGUUGAGUGUCGGUGCGUAUGCUAGUUUGAUUGUUUUGACGGCGAGGUUGGGGGAUGAGUAGGGAGGGAGGGGAAGGGAAUUUGGGUGAUACCAGGUGUUUGGAGUUUUGCGGUUUUGGGAAGGCAUGAAAGAG